AUGGCAACCCGGGUGUAUGUAUUCAUAUUCUUUCUAUUGUUGUGUGCAUUUUGGGUGUUGGUUUAUACUAUAGUACGCUCUGCAAAUCUCUCUUUAGAAUUCUGCCCAUCGUAUCAUCAUAGAUCGAGAGAAGAGAGAGAGAGAGAAGAGAGAGCUAUGAAAUCAUCAAAAUCAGUUAGUAUUCUAGAUACUCUCUAUUCAAACGAAAGUAGUAAUAAUAAUAGUAGUAACAAUAGUAGUACCAAUCAUUCUACAACAUCGUCACAUAACAACUCACCUGUAAUAAACUCUAUCAAUGGACUAUUACCUAUAUUUGUAACAGAUGAUAUACCUACUCCUACUUCGGCUGUUCCACCAACUAGUUCUAAUUACAAUAACAAUAGUAACAACAUGUACAAUAAAUAUAGGUCUCCAUCAUUUAGUAGCGGUGCCGGUGGAGUUGGAGGAGGAUUCAAUAGUAGUAACAUCUAUUCUUCAGAAUCAUAUAUGAAGAGAAGUAAGAGUACACCAUUCUUGAAUCAGAAUCCUUUACUUCAAUCACCAUCUAUUACAUCUUCCAACAACAAUGAACAACCACAACAACAACAAAGCUCCAAUGGUGGAUAUACACCACGUCACACACCACGUGAAACCAAUUACAACAUAACAGCAAUAAGUUAUCCAAAUCUAGCAAACUAUGGACUAAGCAACAGUCCAAGUAUCAACAACAUUCAAAACAUCUCGUCACAACCUUCUGUAAAUACUAUAACCACAACUACUACAACAACCAAUUAUCAACAACCAUCACCCUCCUUUUUACCAUUCAACAUUUCAUCUUUUAAUAAUAAUGGUAAUAAUGGUAAUAAUACACUUCCAAGUCCAUACCUAUCAUCAAAAUAUCAACAGAGUAAUGGUAGUACCAAUAAUCUUUAUAGAUUAACCUCUAACCAACAUAAUAAUAAUAAUAAUAAUUAUGAAACAAAAGAUGAAAUUGUACAUAGAUUAGAAACACAAAUACAAGCAAUUUUGGCAGAAGUUGAAUUAUUAAAAGAUAGGAUCAAAGAGAUGGAAGAAGAACAAGGAAGAAUGAAAUGGGGAUUAAAGUAUUCUCGUCGUGUUUUAAUUACUAGCAACUUUUUGUUGGGUAUUUGGGUAUCAAUCUCUAGAGUGGUCAUAAAUACACCUUGGAAGAGACAAGCAGCCUUGGUAGCCUCCACCACCUAUUCCCUAUAUCUAGCGUUUUUCCCACAAUACCUUCCAUGGACCAAUUAUUUCAAUGUUUUUGCAUCACUUUUAUAUAUUACUGCUGCAUGGAGUACAUCCAAUAGUAACCGAUUUAAAGAUGUAUUUAAAAAUCUAUAG
Cavenderia fasciculata is the source of this 1341-nucleotide messenger RNA. RefSeq lists its product as uncharacterized. The record is from RefSeq and is a predicted model, not a curated record. NCBI's taxonomy places the organism in Eukaryota, Evosea, Eumycetozoa, Acytosteliales, Cavenderiaceae. The transcript is spliced from 4 exons. Bases 1 to 1341 code for a protein of 446 amino acids.